AGGCCUCGAGGUGGCAGCAGCACGUGCCUUCACGAAUGUGACGUCAGCGGUCUAAAGCGGAAGUCGCUGUCAGGUCUGUAGCUGCAGGAUGAGCUGUGAGAGGAGGCUAACAAGUGUUUGAAAAACACUUCAAAACUGACAAUUUUAGCUGAGCAGCCAUGAAGACUGUGUUUGUAACUGUCGGCACCACGAGCUUUGAUGAGCUCAUUGAAAGCGUCACGUGUCCAGAGACCGUUCAGGCUUUAAAGGCUCGUGGAUAUGAGCGUUUGGUUCUUCAGGUUGGGAGAGGAUCUCUUCUACCAGCUGCUGACAGAUGUCCGCAUGUCAGACUGGAGGCUUAUCGAUUCAAAGGCUCGAUAGCAGAAGACCUCAAACAGGCGGACCUCGUCAUCAGCCACGCAGGCGCAGGAAGUUGUUUGGAGGCGCUCUGUGCCGGCAAAUCUCUGCUGGUCGUCGUCAAUGACAAACUGAUGAACAACCACCAACUGGAGAUGGCCAGACAGCUGCACAUGGACUCCCACCUGUUGUACUGCACAUGCAGCACCCUGAUAGAAACUCUGAGGACGAUGGAUCUCUCCGUUCUUCAGCCCUUCUUGCCCGGACAGCCCAAGAACUUUGCGAAUUUCCUCGAUAGAGCCCUCGGUGUUCAGUGAAACUUUAAUUUUACAGGACUGCUUGUUUUCUCAUACAUUAUAAUGAUUUUAAAAAUCUCAUUUGAGUGUUUUCUAAUUUUUUAUGCAAUAAUAAUAAUAAUUAUAUAUAAAUAAAUACAAUUCCAAAUCCU
Molecule: messenger RNA, 784 nt
Organism: Cottoperca gobio
Lineage: Eukaryota; Metazoa; Chordata; Actinopteri; Perciformes; Bovichtidae
Product: UDP-N-acetylglucosamine transferase subunit ALG13 homolog
Exons: 4
Coding region: 159-653 (164 amino acids)
Biological process (GO): dolichol-linked oligosaccharide biosynthetic process
Molecular function (GO): hexosyltransferase activity
Source: RefSeq, a predicted model, not a curated record